AUGAUCUCCGUCUACUCUGUCCUGUACACUCUGGUGCUGUUCUCCGAGCUGAGCAGCCACUCGGUCACCGUAGCCAUGCCUGCAUCUAAAGUAGAAGAUGGCGUACCGGAGCAAGAUGGCCUCUUCCUGGGGGUCGAGCCCGUGGCUGAGCCCGCCGUGGUCCCCUCCGCUUACAGACGAAACCUUGUGAUGGACACCAACGCAAGGGAUGAAGAUGGGGGCCCGAGAAUCAUCAUCGUCUCAGACAUGGGGCUGAAAGGACGCGGUAUUCAUGGAUUGAACCCGGCCUUCGGCAGGAGCCCUCCUCUGCUCACAGACCGGAGCUUGAGCUACACUCCGGCUGAGAACAGUUUGAAAAUUGAACGCAGAAACACUGACCUCGAUAUGCUGCGGUGUAUGAUAGGAAGAGUGUACCGACCCUGCUGGGAGGUAUAAAUGUUUCCCCUCGUGCUGCCGUCCAGCUUUUAAUGUGC
This is a messenger RNA of Anoplopoma fimbria (sablefish), 473 nucleotides long. RefSeq names its product pro-melanin-concentrating hormone (gene pmch). The transcript has 3 exons. Bases 1 to 435 code for a protein of 144 amino acids. NCBI's taxonomy places the organism in Eukaryota, Metazoa, Chordata, Actinopteri, Perciformes, Anoplopomatidae. Gene Ontology annotation, molecular function: melanin-concentrating hormone activity; type 1 melanin-concentrating hormone receptor binding. Gene Ontology annotation, biological process: chemical synaptic transmission; behavior. The record is from RefSeq and is a predicted model, not a curated record.